CGAAGCAGCAGCACAGUCGUGUUCAAGAGUUCGCCGUGAUCGCAUCGUUGCUCCCGAGCAAAACCUGUGGAUUGGCUUUUCAGCAAAGUUGCCUCUCAAAUUCUUUUUAAAACAGUUUUACUUAUAAGGAAAUAGUUUCCUAAUACAAAAAUCUAAUCAAGAUGAGUUCGGAUAACCAAAAAAGUGAAGUCGAGGUUGAGAAUGUUGCCGCCGCCGACGAGAAAGCAGAGACCAAGGAAAUCAAGGGAGUUAAGCGGCCCGCUGAUGAAAAAACCACAGAAUCCAAAAAGGUGAAGAAGGAUGAAAAUGGCGCGGGAGAAGAAGAAGAAGACGUUGAUGAUGAAGGCGAGGAAGUGGAAGGAGAAGAUGAAGAGUACGACCUUCCCUAUGGUGAAGAGGAGGAUAUAGAAGCUGAAGAUGAAGAGGAAGAAGAAGGGGAUGAAGUUGAUGGAGAAGAGGAGGAUGAAGACGCGUAAUGAUGAGAUACUAAGUAAGAGUGAGACUAAGUAAAAUAGAAAUAGGUGAUUUAUUAUUUCGAUUUGCGUUAAAUCUGCAAAUAAUAAGUAUAUGCAACCAUGAACAUUGUAAAAUUUGUUUGUGUAUAUAUUUUAAAACAACAAAGGAAAUCCUACCAUAGACAGCAAACAUCCAGGUUUAAGUUUUCGGUUUAAAUUAUCAAACUUAAGGUCCCAGGUUGUCUUAAAUUAGCGAUAUAGUCAACAGUUGCAUGUGUUCCAUGCGCUGUUAGGAAAAGCUAAAACCACCAUCAAUGUCGUCAAUGGACCUGAUAUUCAGUUGAAAAACAUUGAUUUUCAGAUUGCUUACUUCCACUUAAUCUGUUUAAUCACGUGGUUAUAAAUACGUUGCAACGGUCAAGCAAUUCAUACAAAAAUCAAUCUGACGGUACCGUGUUUAUUGUAAUGCAUUCACACAUUUUGGUAAGUGUUAGCAUAAAUAUCUGCAAAACAUGUAUUAGCUCAUAACGAUAGAGAAUUUUGAGCGUCAAAUAAAAAGUCUAAUUAGGAAUCUUUGAAACUACUAUGAUUAAUUUAUUUUAUUGAAGUGCUCCUUAUGGGAGAGUCCAUCAAGCUUCUCUAUUUAUUUUAGUUCUUUAUUUACAUCUAAAUAUAAAAUGUGUAAAGUAACUGAUAGCAUAAACAAGUCAUACAACAUUUCAUUUGCAAACAAAAAUAAACAUAAUCAAAGCAAAUAUACCUGGCCAUUUGUAGUGAUUAAAUAUGCAAUAAUAUACGGUACAAGAUCCCAAACAUGAAUGCUUUACUGGUUUAUUGCAGCGGCAUACGGUUGCAAAAAUGGCCAAAUUUAAACCACAGAGUGCAUUUCCCGUCAGCUUUUUUCAAUUCAACAGAACAUCCAUACAUUUAAGUUUCCAUGUCUGUGUAGUAGAUUUGUUAUAUUCCCAACAAAAUUACAAAUUACAAUACAUAAUAGUAAGUUACAAUAAACAAUUGGUUUGAGACUACAGAAGAACGAAUUAUAAAACACAGGCGAUCAAUAGUAAGCAUACUUUCAUGUAUUACAGAAAUAAACAACAUGUGUUUUUAA
This is a messenger RNA of Culex pipiens pallens (northern house mosquito), 1566 nucleotides long. Its product is annotated as acidic leucine-rich nuclear phosphoprotein 32 family member B-like. Bases 162 to 476 code for a protein of 104 amino acids. The transcript has 3 exons. NCBI's taxonomy places the organism in Eukaryota, Metazoa, Arthropoda, Insecta, Diptera, Culicidae. The record is from RefSeq and is a predicted model, not a curated record.